Prunus mume (Japanese apricot) is the source of this 1664-nucleotide messenger RNA. It is a transcript of the gene QQT2, whose product is annotated as P-loop containing nucleoside triphosphate hydrolases superfamily protein. The record is from RefSeq and is a predicted model, not a curated record. Lineage: Eukaryota; Viridiplantae; Streptophyta; Magnoliopsida; Rosales; Rosaceae. Gene Ontology annotation, molecular function: GTPase activity.
UGUCGACGUUCGUCGUUUGAUGAUCAUUCUCAGUCCGUUAAACCCUAAUAUCCCAAAUAAGCCAAAUCAUCUUGCUUCAAAACCUCGAAUUUCAAUCUCUGAUAUUCAUUUUCUUCUCACGAAUUAGUGUCAUAUAGAACUCAUAUAUAUCAAAGUCCACACACAGUCCUCUCAUUUCCCUUUCGCGCAGCCCACACUCCCAGUCCUCCCUCCCAUAAACCCCAUAAUCUCGUAGCAGAGCAUAAGCGGUGCAGCCCUACUCUGAACGUCGACCACGACGCGCCGACCCAGCAACUCUCCUUCACUCAAAUGGAGAUUGAUUCUGAUUUCCAUAAAAUGAAUAUCAAACCACAAGAAGAAGGCGACACAACGAUACCCAUGGACUCUGAAGGCUCUUCUACCGUUCAGAAUGACAAGGGUAAAGAAAAUGAGGAACUUACUAACUCAAUGAAGAAACUGCAAGUUGAGGAGUCAUCUUCGGGGCAGGCAGGGUCCAGCUUCAAGAAAAAACCAGUUAUUAUAAUUGUUGUGGGCAUGGCAGGGAGUGGUAAAACAACCUUUCUUCAUCGGUUGGUUUCUCACACACGUGAGUCCAACAUACGUGGCUACGUGAUGAAUCUCGACCCAGCUGUGAUGACUCUCCCAUUUGGUGCAAACAUUGACAUAAGGGAUACUGUUCGCUACAAGGAGGUGAUGAAACAGUUCAAUCUUGGACCAAACGGGGGAAUUUUGACCUCACUCAACUUGUUUGCUACCAAGUUUGAUGAGGUUGUCUCAGUCAUUGAGAAGCGAGCAGAUCAACUUGAUUAUGUUCUUGUGGAUACUCCUGGUCAGAUUGAGAUAUUCACUUGGUCCGCUUCUGGUGCUAUCAUCACAGAAGCAUUUGCUUCAACAUUUCCUACUGUGAUCGCUUAUGUGGUAGAUACACCUCGUUCAGCUAGCCCAGUCACUUUUAUGAGCAAUAUGCUUUACGCUUGCAGUAUCCUUUACAAGACAAGGUUGCCUCUUGUGUUGGCAUUCAACAAGAUUGACGUGGCCCAACAUCAGUUUGCUUUAGAGUGGAUGGAGGAUUUUGAGGCAUUUCAAGCAGCAGUGAGUACAGAUAGUUCAUACAGUUCAACUUUAGCUCAGAGCCUCUCCCUUGUGUUGGAUGAAUUCUAUAAGAACUUGCGGUCUGUCGGAGUGUCUGCGGUUUCUGGUGCUGGAAUGAAGGAUUUCUUUAAGGCCAUUGAAGCAAGUGUUGAGGAGUACAUGGGCAACUAUAAGGCUGAUCUGGAAAAGAGACGUGCAGAGAAGGAACGUUUAGAGGAGGAACACAGAAAGGAGAACAUGGAGAAGUUGAGGAAAGAUAUGGAGAAAUCCGGGGGAGAGACUGUGAUAUUGAGCACUGGUUUGAAGGACAAAGAUGAGAGGGGCAAAGCCAUGAUGGAUGAGGACGAGGAAGAAGUUGAAGAAGAAGAGGAAGAUGAGAUGUUUGCUGAAGAUGAGGAUGCUAUAGAUGAAGAUGAAGAUGAAGAGGUUGGCAGGUUCACCUUUUAGUGAUGCUUCGUUAAUGGCAGAUGUUUUUGGAACAAGACUUUGUGUAAGUAUUAACUAACUGGUUAUCAAGAUUUUGAUACUCGUUGGAAGCUAACGUUAAAAAAAAUAUAUAUUCUCUUUCUUUU